Messenger RNA from Metarhizium robertsii ARSEF 23, 3150 nucleotides. RefSeq names its product 60S ribosomal protein L19. NCBI's taxonomy places the organism in Eukaryota, Fungi, Ascomycota, Sordariomycetes, Hypocreales, Clavicipitaceae. The record is from RefSeq and is a predicted model, not a curated record. The coding region runs from base 1 to 3150 and encodes 1049 amino acids. The transcript has 3 exons.
AUGAGCUCCGGCGACAGCUCCUCGGCAGGCCCAUGGCCGCCUGCCCGGCUGUCCAAGAGGGGUAAACUGCGCAACGGCACAUUUGUCAUCCCUACCACCGGCGAACGCUCCAGACGCCAAUUCACCCUCCGAACAUCAAGCAGCAUAGCAUCGGGCAGCACCGGCAGGAGGCUGGAACGACGAUCGUCCAUGGGACAGGCUACCGACAGCAUUCGCUGGUCGGCACGCGUCGCAAAGGCGAGGGCCAAGUCCGUUUGGCAAUGGCUAAACUCACGCGACGGCCACCAAGUGCUCAAGUGUACGCUGGCGUACCUCCUCGGCAGCACUGCUACCUUCUGGCCUCUUCUGUCCGACUUCCUUGGCCACCGAGACGGCAAACACAUCGUUGCUACGCUGACGGUUUACUUCCACCCAGCGCGUACCGUAGGAUCGAUGCUAGAAGCCGUAUUCAUAGCCCUCAUUGCCGUGGCGUAUGCGGAUAUCGUUUGCGCCUUGUCCAUGGUUGCGGGAAUUGCUUCGCGAACGAGCACGGGGUCUGUCGUCCCUGCACACGCCGUCGUAUUAAUCAUCUUUGUUGGGGGAGGGUUAGGGUUCGUUGGAUGGGUUAAACAGAGACUGAACCAGCCUCUUGUCAACGUGGCUACAACACUUGCGUCCAUGGCCAUUAUUACCGUCAUUACCAAGGAGCAGUCAGUGCAGGACGGCUUCUUCUCUGGAGAUAAGAUUGUCCAGGUGAUCAAGAUGCUGUGUGUGGGCAUCAUAUUCUCCGUGGCCGUUAAUUUGCUGGUAUGGCGCCUUUCCGCCCGACGAGUUUUGCGCGAGGCGGUCGUCACAGCGUCGGUAUGCAUGAGCGACAGACUGUCCAUCAUCACAAGGGGCUUCUUGAAUGGGACUGAAGACGAAAUUAAUUCGCCAGUCUACGCUCAGGUACGAAGCAAUUUCACUUCGGCUUAUACGGAAAUGUCCAAGAGUCUGCGCGAAGCCAAACUAGAGCAUUAUUUCAUGGGCCGAGAAAAGAUCUAUAAGCUGGAUAAGCGUCUCUUCAAAGCUGUCGAGUCUGUGUAUCAGGCCAUUGGUGGUUUGCGAAGUUCGCUAUCAACUCAGAUCGCACUUUUGAGCGAAGCACCCGUGCUCUCGCAGGAACCUGGUGUAUUGUCUCCCGGAGCAUCCAUUAUGUCCCCAAAAUUUCGGCGAACCGCCUCGCUCAUCCUGGACAGUACCGGCGACUCCUUGUCUGUCAUUGAAGAAGAUGACGAGGACCAAAGGCUGACAUUGCUUGCGCAAAGUGAGCCCACGCUUUUUAGCUCUUCCCUGUUCCGAACACCAUCCGACAUAUUUUCGCUAUUCAUAACUAUGCUUGGCCCUUCUCUCAAGUCUCUAGCAUACACGCUCUCUGAAACGCUUCGAGAGUCGCCCUUUGGAGACGACCCAGUGACACAAGUUAAAGUCAACGACCACCUUCGGGAGAGUCUGCGGGAUGCCAUAAAUCUGUUCAACCGUGCAAAAAGCAACGCGUUGCAGGAGCUUUACAAGACAGUGGAGCUCGAGCGCUCACGGUCCGCAGCGAUCCAGGCUGAUAUUGAAGAAGUCGCCGCAGCUUGUGGCCACUUUUCCUUUAGUCUCCAAGCUGUAGCAGACGAAAUGGACUCUUAUCUAGAUGUACUCGAGGAGCUGCAGCACGUCACUGAAUCACACUCCCGCAGCUGGGAGUGGCUCAAAUUCUGGAAACGAACACUGCCGCCAACCCUCUCCGACGACCCAGAGUGCGAAUCUCUCCUCCAAAAAAGAAAGACCACCGUUCGUGGUUUGAAGAAAUCAGCAGUCCCAAAGGGCAUCCCUGAUUCUAUGAGAAAACGGCGAGACUCUUUCCACUGGGAUGCAGCGCCGAGUGCAAGCUCCUUCCAGCGCAAACUGUCCCAGAAGGUGCUCGGGGUGAUGCGGUUCCUAGCCCGCGAAGACAUCCUAUUCGGUAUCAAGGUCGGCAUUGGGGCUGUGCUCUGGGCACAAUUCGCCUUCAUACCCGCCACGAGACCCCUGUACCAGCAGUGGCGAGGAGAAUGGGGUCUGCUGUCGUACAUGAUUGUCGUGGGUAUGACGACUGGCGCGUCAAACACGACAUCUACAUCUCGUCUCAUCGGCACCCUCAUCGGCGCAGCAUGCGCCUGCGUGUCAUGGCUAGCGAGCCAAGGCAACGCGUACGUCCUCGCCCUAUGCGGGUGGCUGAUGGCGCUCUGGAACUUUUACAUGAUUCUCGUCGUCAAGAACGGCCCACUGGGUCGCAUCGCCCUCCUAGCGUAUAACGUCAUUGUCCUCUACGCAUACAGUAUAUCCCUAGACGUGGACGACGACGACGACGACGAAGGCGGCAAGAACCCGCUCAUUUUCAACAUUGCCUACCACCGAGUCGUGGCCGUGGUGCUGGGCAUCAUCUGGGGCAUGAUUAUCUGCCGGCUGCUCUGGCCGAUAUCCGGCCGCAAGAAGUUCAAGGAGGGCCUGUCGGUGCUCUACCUCCAGCUGGGGCUGAUUUGGAAGCGAGGCCCGCUGAGCAUUCUCCUCAAGAGUAACAACACGCUGGAUUACAUGAAGGAAGGGGAGCAAGAAGCCCUCCAGCGAUACGCGUUCAAGCUGGAAACCCUGCGCAACUCGGCCAAGUCGGAAUUCGAGCUGCGCGGGCCCUUCCCCGACGCGGCCUACGCCCGCAUCAUGCACUCGACCAAACACAUGCUCGACGGCUUCUACGCGAUGCGCCUCCUGACGCAGCGCCACGAGACGGUGUCGGCGGGCGAGCGCGCGCUGCUCGUCUUCACCGCCGAAGAGCGUGUCCGGCUGUGCCAGCGCAUCUGCCACGUGCUGCAGGUCCUCGCGUCGUGCAUCAUGCUCGAGUACCCGCUCACGGAUGCCAUUCCAACAAUCGACUCGGCAAAGGACCAGCUGCUAGGCAAGAUGUACCAGUUCCGCAAGGAACACAUGCGGAGUCAAGAGGACGACGGUUCCAACAAGAGAAUGGAGGCGGUUGAGGAGAAGGACUACGCGCUGCUGUACGCGUACACGCUUGUUACCGCGCAGGUGGCGGCCGAGUUGAAAAAGGUGGAGAGAGAGAUUGAGAGUCUGUUUGGUGUUUUGGGCGAAGAUGAGCUGCUGCUGGAAUAG